CGCAACAUAGCAGCGCGCAGUAUUCAUUUCAUACUUCGUCCAUACGUCACCAGGUUAAUUAGUCGGCACCCUGAUUUUAUUUUAUUAAAAUUCUAAAGUCAAGAAGACCUGUUCUGCCGUUCACCCCUGCGUCGAAAAACCACACAGUCGCUCCACCUUCAGUCCAGUCGCAAAGCACCAACGAAACCAUGAAGACCAACGUCGUACUCCUGCUCCUGGCCUGCUUGGGUCUCGCAUCGGUGGCGACAUCCCAGUCCAUCUACUGCGGUCGCCGCUUGGCCAUGGCUCUGGACCUGGUCUGCGACGGGCACCUGAUCAAGCGGUCCGAGGUGAAGCGCGAGCCUGAAAUGCAGUGGCCCUGGAUCGAAGCACAACAAGCUCUGGGCGGCGGCUUCCGGCGCAAGCGACAGGUGGUGGCGGAGUGCUGCGACAAGCCAUGCACCGUGGACGAGCUCAUGACCUACUGCCACUAAACUAUUCCUCGUUAACCGACUGUGGGAGGACGAUGACUACUCCUCGUUCAUCGACUGUCGGGGGAGAGGGAGGUCGACCCGGCAAAUGUUUCAACGGACCCGAAAUUAUGUUAUUGGAUUAUAUUAUUGAAAUAUGUUAUUGGAAUAUGUUAUUGGAACAUGUUAUUGUAAUGUAAGAGAAUAUAUAACCGCGCUUAAUCCAUGCAUGCCAUUAUAA
Bicyclus anynana (squinting bush brown) is the source of this 690-nucleotide messenger RNA. Its product is annotated as bombyxin A-3 homolog. The transcript has 3 exons. Gene Ontology annotation, molecular function: hormone activity. The record is from RefSeq and is a predicted model, not a curated record. Lineage: Eukaryota; Metazoa; Arthropoda; Insecta; Lepidoptera; Nymphalidae. Gene Ontology annotation, cellular component: extracellular region. The coding region runs from base 189 to 473 and encodes 94 amino acids.